GACUCAGGUCAAGUCUGAGGCCAGAAACAUCAACAGUGAGGACAAUCCCAGCCUGCCUCUCUCCUUCCACACGGAGUCCAAACCUACAGUCACUGGGUCCUGAUUGUGACAGUGGAGCCCAGUUUGCACUGCAGGAUCCAGAGAUGGCAUCAGUGAAGCUGGAAGACUGCAGUCAAACACUGGAGCUGAAUGUCAACAUUAAAGAUGAAGAAGAGGAGGAGAAGAUUGGGACAUCUGUUAAUCGUGGAGACCAUGUUGAGACAUUCUCUACAUCCAGAGAGCAACAGCAGGAAGAUCACAGACCUAAGAGGUCUCACCACCUCCCACAUUGUGAGAUUUUCCCAUUUCUAUCAAAGCUAAAAAUACACAUAAAAAUAAACACAGGAGAGAAUCCGUAUUCCUGUACUGACUGUGGGAAGAGAUUCGCAACAUCACAAGCUCUGACAAUUCAUCAGAAAGUGCACACUGGAGAGGAGGCUUACUCCUGCUCUGACUGUGGGAAAAGUUUCUCCAGAUUGGAUAAGUUAAAAAGUCACCAACUAAUACACAGAGAGAAGCCAUUCUCUUGCUCUGACUGUGGCAAAUGCUUCAAAACAUCAACCGAGGUAAAAGUUCACCAGAGAACACACACAGGAGAGAAGCCUUACUUCUGCUCUGCCUGUGGAAAGAGUUUCUCCCGAUUGGAUACCUUAAAAGUACACGAACGUGUACACACAGGAGAGAAACCAUACUCUUGCUCUGACUGUGGAAAAUGCUUCACCACAACAUCUGAUCUAACAGUUCAUCAGAGAACACACACAGGAGAGAAGCCUUACUUCUGCUCUGACUGUGGUAAAUGCUUCAAAACAUCAACUGAGGUAAAAGUUCAUCAGAGAACACACACAGGAGAGAAGCCUUACUUCUGCUAUGCCUGUGGAAAGAGUUUCUCCCGAAUGGAUACCUUAAAAGUACAUGAACGUGUGCAUACAGGAGAGAAGCCAUACUCUUGCUCUGACUGUGGAAGAUGCUUCGCCACAACGUCUGAUGUAACAGUUCAUCAGAGAACACACACAGGAGAGAAGCCUUACUUCUGCUCUGACUGUGGUAAAUGCUUCAAAACAUCAACUGAGGUAAAAGUUCAUCAGAGAACACACACAGGCGUGAAGCCUUACUUCUGCUCUGACUGUGGAAAGAGAUUCACAACAUCACAAGCUUUGACAAUUCAUCAGAGAGUGCACACUGGAGAGAAGCCUUACUCCUGCUCUGACUGUGGGAAAAGUUUUUCCCGAUUGGAUAAGUUAAAAAGUCACCAACUAAUACAUAGAGAGAAGCCAUUCUCCUGCUCUGACUGUGGCAAAUGUUUUAAAACAUCAACUGAGGUAAAAGUUCAUCAGAGGACACACACAGGAGUGAAACCUUACUUCUGCUCUGACUGUGGGAAGAGAUUCACAACGUCACAAGCUCUGACAAUUCAUCAGAGAGUGCACACUGGAGAGAAGCCUUACUCCUGCUCUGACUGCGGGAAAAGUUUCUCCAGAUUGGAUAAGUUAAAAAGUCACCAACUAAUACACAUAGCGAAGCCAUUCUCCUGCUCUGACUGUGGUAAGUGCUUCAAAACAUCAACUGAGGUAACAGUUCAUCAGAGAACACACACAGAAGAGAAGCCUUACUUCUGCUCUGACAAUGGAACGAGUUUCUCCCAAUUGGAAAAGUUAAAAUGUCACCAGCGAAUACAAAUAGACAAAGUCUCACUUCUGCUCUGACUGUGGGAAGUCUGGUUGUUGACUGUGUGGUACUCUGUGGGAAUAAGUUAGUAGAUAUAACAUGUGUCAGAUAGAGAUGGUGUGAUGAUCAGUUUUCUGUGGGAAUGAGUUAGUAGACACAACAUGUAUCAGAUAGAGAUGGUGUGAUGAUCAGUUUUCUGUGGGAAUGAGCUAGUAGACAACAUGUAUCAG
Oncorhynchus gorbuscha (pink salmon) is the source of this 1934-nucleotide messenger RNA. Its product is annotated as zinc finger protein OZF-like. Bases 144 to 1742 code for a protein of 532 amino acids. The transcript is spliced from 2 exons. The record is from RefSeq and is a predicted model, not a curated record. Gene Ontology annotation, molecular function: RNA polymerase II cis-regulatory region sequence-specific DNA binding; DNA-binding transcription factor activity, RNA polymerase II-specific. Gene Ontology annotation, cellular component: nucleus. NCBI's taxonomy places the organism in Eukaryota, Metazoa, Chordata, Actinopteri, Salmoniformes, Salmonidae. Gene Ontology annotation, biological process: central nervous system development; regulation of transcription by RNA polymerase II.